This is a messenger RNA of Trypanosoma conorhini, 315 nucleotides long. RefSeq lists its product as uncharacterized. Lineage: Eukaryota; Euglenozoa; Kinetoplastea; Trypanosomatida; Trypanosomatidae. The coding region runs from base 1 to 315 and encodes 104 amino acids. The transcript has a single exon. The record is from RefSeq and is a predicted model, not a curated record.
AUGCUGCUUGAUAGCGACGCUGCAGACGGUGCGAGCCGGUGGUCGGGGGUUUGGCGGUUCCUGAAGUCCUACACCUCGCACGUGGGAGCGACGUACCUUGAGUUCGCCACCCCCGUCGCCCUCUUCUUCAUGUUCAACAUGGCGUUGGACAUGCAGGACAUGGAGCGCUUUGGCCUCGCUUGGAUUCAUUACUCCCGCAUAGAGGACGAGCGGGAGCGGGAGGAGAAGUUUCCAGCGUACGAGCCUGGCAGCGCGCCGCAGCGCAAGCGUGCCAAGGCGGCCAACACGACGGAGUACAUCGCCUCCACCGCGUAA